Molecule: messenger RNA, 2503 nt
Organism: Cyprinus carpio (common carp)
Lineage: Eukaryota; Metazoa; Chordata; Actinopteri; Cypriniformes; Cyprinidae
Gene: cxxc4
Product: CXXC-type zinc finger protein 4
Cellular component (GO): nucleus
Molecular function (GO): zinc ion binding; methyl-CpG binding
Source: RefSeq, a predicted model, not a curated record
AAAGUGUCUAGGUUUCGAGGGAAAAGCCAAUAUGAAAAUAUAUUUUGUAACUGCUUUUAAAUACACUUAAUAUUGUAAUUAAUUAGCAUACUUACACGUAAUCUGUGAGACUUUAAUGUAAAGAGUUACCAAACAGGAGAGAAGGCACGCUGUUUCCCGGUGGAGAUUGAUGAGCAUCCCCCUCCCCAGAGCUCCUGGUGUUUCUAUAGUAAUUUCCAGCCAAUGAUCAGUUGGUGUCCACAUCCCCAUCCUCCUCACCUCAGCACCAAUCAGCCACACACAGCGACAGGAGACACCUCACCUCCAGUCAUCGCUCCACGGACAACAGGCUCAACCCGGACGCCAUCACAAACAUAUACCUUUUCUUCUACUUUUCUUCGCAUGAAGAAUGGCGUUUUGUGCGUAAAGAUGGUGUUUUUGUAGUGAUCACUCGGCGUGUGUUUAUUGUGUAUUCAUCGCAGUAAUGUGCUGCUCUAGUGUCUGGAUUGUCUGUGGAGUGGAUAAACCAGGAUGGUAACGUGUUGUGUCUAACAAGCUUCACCUUGACAAAAAACAACUGCAACCCUCCCCUGAUUUUUUCUUUUGAGCACUUGAAACUUAGCAGUCAUGUCUAAUCUUAACAAUGCACUUUGCAUUGAAAGCGGUCAGAGCACUGACGUGUCACUCUUGCAAAAGGAUAAUCUUCAGGAUGGUGGAUUAAGCCAGCUGUUGGAUUACAAUGCUGAAAUGGAAAGGUACAGGUCGUUUGCAAACUUUUACAAAACCAAUGGGGCAUUUCCACAGACCGCUAAAAUUGCCCGCAUAACGACACCAAUUUUUCCCAGUGCCAGAAUCGGCGUGUCCCCUUGGAACUGUGAUAACGGCAUGCUCUGGGGAAGGAAAUCAGCAGCAAUAAACCCUAAUAGGACCAGCAUGCAUAGAAACGACUCCCAAAGGCCGGGGAAACCUGGCGUGCCGCCAGAGACGCUGCAAAUGGCAAAUAAUAAUUUCCUCUCUAGCUUAUCCCCUGAACACUGCAGACCUUUAGCAGGAGAAUGCAUGAACAAGCUGAAAUGCGGUGCUGCUGAAGCAGAGAUAAUGAAUCUCCCGGAACGUGUUGGAACUUUUUCCGCUAUUCCGGCUUUAGGGGGCAUCUCAUUACCUCCCGGGGUCAUCGUCAUGACAGCCCUUCACUCCCCCGCAGCCUCAGCAGCCGUUACAGACAGUGCGUUUCAAAUUGCCAAUCUGGCAGACUGCCCACAGAAUAAUUCCUCUGCAUCCAGUGGAAACCCAGCGAAAAAGAAAAGGAAAAGGUGUGGGGUCUGCGCGCCCUGCAGGAGGCUAAUCAACUGUGGAGUGUGCAGCAGUUGUCGGAACCGUAAGACGGGCCACCAGAUCUGCAAGUUUCGGAAAUGCGAGGAGCUAAAAAAGAAGCCUGGCUCAUCACUAGAGAGAACGCCAGUAAACAACGGGGAAGCAUUUCGAUGGUUCUUUUAGGACUCUGAACCAAGUGACAUCAUAUGCAGUGAUGCCACAGACUCGCCACAAAAAGAACUUGCAGGGCUACAAGGACCCAAAAAGCCCAGACUGUGGAUGACAGAGCAUGAGAGAGGGUGGGACAAGCUAAAUAAAAAUGUUAAAAAAAAAAAAAAAACCUUUGUAAUUUUAUUUCCUGUGUAAUUAUUAUUGUACUUUUGGCAGCAUCAUAAUGUAUAUUUUUCAGUGUAUGUCAGUGUGUUUUAGUGUCUUGGCUGUGCACGUUGCAGCCAUUCUUGUAAAGAACUGAGUAGACAAUCAUUACAAACAGAAGAAAAUAAUAUCAACCAAUGGACUAAUGGCCAAUGAGAUCACAACUCUCUUUAAAACACAACACAUACUUUUAGAUCUGAUGCAAUAAUCAUAAACGUAAUUGUUCCCUGCCUUCAUAUUCCAAGCUUUCUAUGGAAUGAUCUUAAGAAUACCUCUUUUCACUUAAACCAACAAAUUUGAGAGGACACGUUGCGACCACCACUAUUAAUGUGAUGUUUUGUAAUUGACACGCUGUGUACAAACAGUAAACAAAAGCCAGUAAGUUUCUUUCUUUUCAGCUGUGUUGAUUUUAUGUGGCAUAUUGCAGUGCAGGGCACAUUUUUUUGUUACCAUGAUGCACUUUUAAAAGUCUGGUAUCACUGAGAGAAGGUGAUUUAAGGUUGUUUGUAUAGUCUCUCAAAGUUCAAUUGCAUUCCAUUUAGUUUUGGUUGAAUCUGUUUAAAAAGCUGCCCAAAGGUAGGUAGAGAACCAGUAAAGAACUUUCGUGAACAUCACAGUAAGAUUUGUGACAUGCGUUUUUAUUCUCACAACACAGUAAACUACACAUUCCAAAAUUAAUUAUCCAAUAAGUCGCUCAUUGUCUUUACCCUAAUGUUGCAUGUGUAAAUGUGUUUUUGUUUUAAAGAUAACUAAAAAUUUGUAUAUUGUUGUUGUGAUGCUUUUACGUGUUCAAAUAAUAAAGGAAACAAAAAAAAAUGUGAGAAAUGUUAUUUGA